Messenger RNA from Malassezia japonica, 2514 nucleotides. RefSeq lists its product as uncharacterized. The transcript is spliced from 2 exons. The record is from RefSeq and is a predicted model, not a curated record. NCBI's taxonomy places the organism in Eukaryota, Fungi, Basidiomycota, Malasseziomycetes, Malasseziales, Malasseziaceae. The coding region runs from base 1 to 2514 and encodes 837 amino acids.
AUGGACGACUAUUCGCAGCGCGAAUGGACGCGCUUUGCGAUGGAAGAUGGAGGGAUCGGAACGUGCGUCGUGCAGCGCGAUUGCGAAAGCGAUGCUAGCGGAUUGCUGGGCUGCAAAGAGGGAGAGCGCAUCACAGCAUUGUGCCAAAUGGCAUCCGCCUCGGGAACUCCGGAACAGGGCGCUUAUAUUUGGGCCUUCAAUGGACAAUUGGGUUUCGUGGCAAGCGCUGACAUCGAGCCUGUGCAGCCCUUUACGACGCCAGGGCAGAUCGACCGUGAGGCAGCGGCACGAGGAUCGGGCCGCAUCUUUCCCCUGCAAUCGCUCGAGAUCCCGCCACAGUCUAGGCUGAUCAACUUUCCUAUGCAGCGUGCCUCGAUCCUCGUCGACCAUCGCCAGAGCCUUUUGGCAGAGAUGAAGUCGCCCGUCAUGCCACGUUUCGACCCGGAGGAUUUAGAGACGCCGCGCGCAGCGACUUUCAACGCUAGGCCGGAUGUCACGCAAAACACCAUCAGCGGCAUGAUGCUUCCGCCGAGCGAGACGCGCGACACGUCCCCGGCGAGCGCCGAGCUCGCGCCACCUGUCGAGAUCGAUGAACCCAGCGCACAGGCUAUCUCGCAGGAUACACGCGUCGAGGCGACGUCGCGUACACCCACCAAGAGCACCUACCGCCCGACGUCGGUCCGCGCGAGUCUGCUAGCCAAAAAACAAGAUCCUGAAGAUCCUGAAGACGACGACAUGUGGGGGGACUGGGUCAAGAAGCGCGACCCCACCUUUUCGAUUUACGAUGCCUACUUCCGGCCGUCGAUGUACUCGAAGCAGAUCCGCCUCGACCCUGUCGCCCAGUCGGCCGUGUUUGUGCCGCCUACCAACACACUCGAGGUGCCGGCGGACAGCGAGGCUUCGUUCGACGUGAGCCUUGAGAGCGGCAGCUCAAUGGGGUCGGCGCGUGCCAUCGACAACAUCCUUCCACCAGUGCAGAGCUUGGAACAGAACCGUCUGCUUCACGGAGACAGUAUGGACUCGUUUUCAACUAAUACACCAUCACAGCACCUCUCAGUCAGCUCGGGGAUGUCGCUGCAGGCGAGCGAGGCGAGCAUCCCAGUGGCCGGACUCGAGAAUCUCCAGCUGGCCCACACACCCGAGUUCCACGGCCGCGCCCUCUCGAGCCCGCUCGACGGGCCCCUGCGCUCGGAUUCUGAGACGGCCAGUAUCGAUAUCCCCAGCGCAGGCGCGCCAUCCUCGCGCUUGCGCUCCGGUGAGGCGCCGUGGGCGUCGAGCGCGUCAAGCUCGCCGCUCCGCGCACGGACCGAUUCGCCGUCCAGGACAGCACUGCGCACCUCGCCGCAGCGGCUUGCCCAGCGCGCGCCGAAGCAGAGCGAGGAGUUUGACGCACGCAGUCUGCCGAUGUCCAAGUCAACCAGUAGCCUGUUUGGCUCGCCGCGCUCGAAGCGGUCCACGGAACUCUCUGGGAGCCCCAUGUCGUCCGAAGCACAGCUCUUCCAGCGCUGGACGACUUUGCUGACAGACCGGGGAGGUUCGCAGCGCACGCUCAAAAAGGCGCGGCAGCUCGUCGAGCUCGGUGUGCCGACAGCGCUCCGUGGGCGAGUGUGGAUGCUCCUUGCGGAAAAGCACAUGAAGAGCCGCCCAGGCGUCUUUGAGCAGCUCGUCGAGACGUCCAAGGAGUCGAUCACCAACAUGGACCUCUAUGCUUUUGCGCGGCUCAUUCAGAGGGACCUGGAUCACUGCUUCCCUCAAAGCAAGCCUUUCCACGGCCUCGACGGCUCGUCGCGCGAAGAUAUCCGACGCAUUCUGCACGCUUUCGCCUACCACAACCCGGACGUGGGGUACACGGAAGGCAUGUGCCUCGUCGUCGGCCUCCUCCUGACGCACAUGCGUGUAGAAGACACGUUCUGGAUGCUCGACGCGCUCGUGUCACAGUACGGCAUGGACCGCUGCUACACCGGCAAUAUGGAGCAGCUGCACAUCGACAACCUCGUCGUCGACGAGCUCCUGCGCCUGGCCGAUGGCGCAGUCCACAAAAAGCUCCAGGAUAUGCGCAUUGAGCCGCUCAUGUUCCUGCCAGGCUGGCUGCUGCCCAUCUUUGUGCGCACACUGCCGUGGAUGACGCUGCUGCGUGUGUGGGACAUGUUCCUCUCGCACGGUCACACGUACCUCGUACGUGCCGCCGUAUCGGUCAUUUGCCUCUCACGCGGCGACAUUCUGAGCCCCCGCGUGAGCCCGGGCAGGGCCGAGACGCUGCGGCACCUCGUGUUUGUGGCGUCGCCGCCGCUCAUGCCGGACAGCGUCCUGAACUGUGCUCGUGAACUCCCUGUGGCAGACAAGGAAAUCGCCAAGAUGCAGCGGAACGCUACCAAAUUGGUCCGCGAGAACGGCGCCACCUCGCAUCCGAUCGAUACGGGAAGCGACGAGCGACCAGCGGCACUGCAGGGCAAGCCUGUUUCUCGGGGGACACUGCGCCUACUCACCGGACGCAAGAAGUCCGGGCGAUCAUAG